AUGAAAUUUCAGACAAUUUUGCUGAAGAAUUUCUACCGUUCUCGUGGCAUUUUCCAUCCAGAUCAGUCAAAAGAGGAGUCACAGAGUGAAUUUGAUGAGUUUUUCCGUGAAGUUUAUCUGGAAAUAGACGAAAAAUAUGGUGCAAUUGAAGCAAUGAACGUUUGCGAUAACUCGGGCGAGCACAUGCUCGGGAACGUUUACAUCAAAGUAAGUUGCGCCUUCUAA
This is a messenger RNA of Gongylonema pulchrum, 225 nucleotides long. NCBI's taxonomy places the organism in Eukaryota, Metazoa, Nematoda, Chromadorea, Rhabditida, Gongylonematidae. The record is from the annotation of a GenBank genome assembly.